Molecule: messenger RNA, 2607 nt
Organism: Phyllopteryx taeniolatus (common seadragon)
Lineage: Eukaryota; Metazoa; Chordata; Actinopteri; Syngnathiformes; Syngnathidae
Gene: arid5a
Product: AT-rich interactive domain 5A
Exons: 7
Coding region: 296-1819 (507 amino acids)
Biological process (GO): regulation of transcription by RNA polymerase II
Cellular component (GO): nucleus
Molecular function (GO): transcription cis-regulatory region binding
Source: RefSeq, a predicted model, not a curated record
AAUGAGCGGUGUGUGUCGAUAGGGUCAAAUAAUAGUUGACAUGAGCUGUAAAAUAGAAGUGAUACAUUGGAAAUACAGAGAUGAAAUAGAGAAGUCGGGGGUUAUAUUGAAAGCAGAAUUCGAAUUUGAAGCCGCAGCACAGGAAGCAAGCCAUCUCAAAAGGAGCAUAUUGGUUUUGCGCACAAACGAUGCGGCGCUUGAAGAGCUGACAGCAGACAACUCGCGCCUAAAGAGACUUUCAUUCAUCUGAAAAUCUCAUGAGGAGCAAAGUGUGACGGUGGCCAGUGAAGAAGAUAUGGAGACACCGGUGGAGACGUCUCCUCCAGCCACUGAGGUCCUUGAGAAAUGUGAGGAAGGAUCGCGUGGCAGCCUGCUGCAUAUGGAGGAGAAGUCGUUCGUCUCAAGUCUGCACGCCUUCAUGAAGGAAAGGGGCUCGCCCAUUGAAAGGAUUCCACAUUUGGGCUUUAAACAGAUUGACCUUUGGAUGAUCUACAAGGCGGUUGAGAAACUGGGUGGAUACAAUUCAGUGACAGCGCGACGCCUGUGGAAGAAAGUGUACGAUGAACUGGGAGGCAGUCCCGGUAGCACCAGCGCUGCCACCUGCACUCGCAGGCACUACGAGAGGCUGGUGUUGCCCUACGAAAGACAUCGAAGAGGAGAAGAUGAUAAGCCUUUGCCCCUCAGCAAGCCAAGGAAGCCCUAUAAGAGGAAUUCGGGGGGGAAGACGAACAAAGCAGAGUGGAAGGGGAAAAGAAAUAUGUCGGAAAGAGAAAUCGAUUCCGCGCGGCUGCUUUCGGAGGCCGCAAGUCAGAGUGAAGCAGCGGCGCGUGCCGGUUCUGCUCUGUGGUCGCGGACCACUGGCAGGCACCAGCUGCAAGUGUCCCCGGCCCCUGGCCUUUAUGCCAAUUCCCACCCGCUGCACGGCCCGGCGGCAACGCCCUGGCCCGCAAACCACGGAGAGGUCAUCUCUCCUCUGGAGAAAAAGAAGCGCUUAGCCCAGGCGAGCCUUCUGGCCAAUCCGCAGGGGGAGGACCAAGACAGGCCUUCUGUUAUCCAGCGCUCCGUGUCUCCAGCCUCAGGCAGCCACAAGUGCGACUCCUCCGACGGCUCGCCUCGUCCUCUCUCUUCCUCCUCCUUCUACUCCAGGAGCCCAUCCCCGUGCUCCAUCUCGUCAGAUGAUGAAAAUAACUCAGCUGUGGCCCCCGACUGUUUCGUCCGAAGUGAUGACGCGCCCAAGAGACCAAUGUCAAAAGAUCCUGCUGGAGAGAGUAAAGACAGAAAUCAAGCCAAAUUUUUAAAGGACAAAGAUCACAUUAAAGACGUUGACUGGAAACCGAAUGUUGCCAGCAAAGACCUCACACAUCCUUCGGAGUGUGUUCCAACAUCUUCCUCUGGUUUCAUCAAAAUUCUGACAAAAUCUGCACAGCUUCCGCGGCCUGCUCCAAUCCGGCCAGGCCGCAGAAUCCCACACGACGCUUCGACGCAUCACAACAAAUCUUUCCCGUUGCCCUGGGAAACGUUCACGGCAAUGCCAGCGAAGUUUCCUCCCGCCCAGCAGCGGCGAGCCCACGCCACUUGGGUUGCGCCACCUUACGACAUUUCGGGCAGAGAUUCACACCUGCGGACGGCGCCGCGGCAGCCGGCCUUCCUCCCCAGGAUGAGAAUACCUCAGACUCAGCUGACGUACCGCCAUGUUCCUGCCAACGCAACUCACUCUGCCCUCAUCUACCCGUACCCGUACUCCAUCCCUCUGUGGGGUCCCCACACUUCAUACCCCUCCCCCACCGUCAACACUUUUCAUACUCAACACAAAAUAUGACUCUUUCUCUUUAUCUGCACGUGUCAGCAAUUUUUUUUUUUGUUAUGACCUUUUGUAUGACUCUCAGAAGCAUUUGAACAUUCUGUGAUUCACGGUGUUGUCUAUCACCUGCGCCAUUACACACAUGUGCCACGAGAGAUCACCAGGUGUGUGUGCUGUGGAAACAUGAUGCAAUUUCACUUAAUUGGUCCGAAAAUUACUUAUUUUAUAAGAAUAUAACAAAAAAAAUUGGUCUUUUUUUCAUUUGGCUAUGCAAGCUAUGUAUAGCAACAGGCACAAAAAUUAAACGUUUGUCCACUAGAUGGCAGACGGUACAAUUAACCAGUGUACCUGCCUAGUGCUAUUCAUUCAACAGAAUAAUAGUUUUGUGUUCAAAUACAGUAAACAGAAGCACAUUCUUAGCACAUCUGCCGCUAGCAUCAACUAACACUGUCAUUGAACAUCAGAGUGGCUAAACCUCUAGCCAGGAAAUAGCUAGCCAAUAGUAUGUCCUCAUAUGCUGCCUUCAACGUCACUCAACAGACCACACCUGCCUUUUUAAGGAAUAUACACAUUCACAGUCACAGUUUGGAUAGUGGAGAAUGUGUGGAUGGUGACCCGAAGUGGACAAAAAUAAUAACUGCACCUGACAUUCAUGUACUGCUUUUUGGUGUUACAGUGUAUGUAUGUGUGAGCUUUCCAAUAUAUAUAAAUAAUACAAUAAAUACUUGACCACUACUUUGCUGAUUUCGUCUAUUGCGGGGGGUGGUCUGGAACGUACCCCCUGCGAUAAACGAGUUAUUUACGAU